AUGCAGAUGGAGAUUUUUCCUGUUUACCUUCUUCAUAGUGGUGAAUGGGAAGAAAACAAGUUUGUGAAUUUCGUCAGUAAUUGUGUAAUAAUCGAGUCCACAUUCAACUACAACAAUUUAGUUGCAGCUAUUUCGGAACAUAUUAGGAUCGAUAGUGAUUUAAACACAAUAGAGAUUAACUUUGUCCCAAAUGCUGGUUUGCCACCGAUCAUGAUUUACAACGAUACAGGAGUUAAGGUGUAUAUAGAAUUAAAGAAGAAAAACUUGAAUUUCACUGAAUAUCCCCUGUUUGUGACAGUGAAAGAGAUUUAUGAAAAUCAUUUGGUUGUUACAAGUUCUGUGGUUGCUUCAAGUUCCAGUUGUUUGGUUGCUACAAAUUCAAAUUCUAGAGAUGUAUCAACAACUGAUAGCACUGAGAUUAUUGAUAUUGAAUUGAUUGAAAACACGAAAUUUAGUAAAAAUACGGGUAUAAUAGAUAAUAUGUUGAACGAAUUUGUUGAGGAGGAUCAAGUUUAUAAGGAUAAAGAGACACUUAUGAAUGUGAUGAAGAACUUGGUUGUACGCGAGAGGUUCCAAUUCAAGGUGAAGAGAUCAGGCGCAACAAGGUAUCACCUUACAUGUCUGGAUGACAAUUGUGCUUGGAGUUUCAAAUCUUCUGCCGUUUUCAAGGCAAACAUAUUCAAAGUGAGAAGUUACAAUAAUAAUCACACAUGCGGCUAUGGUGAAAGAUACUUAACACAACGUCAAGCUACUUCGGGUAUAAUUGCUAGUAUAGUCAAGGACAAGUAUGUUAAUCCAAAAAAAGUUUACACCGCAAAUGAUAUAAUAGAGGACAUACAAAAGCAACACGGGAUUGAAGUGAGCUACAUGAAAGCAUGGAGAGCUAAAGAAAUAACAAUGGCAAUGAUAAGAGGGAGUCCGAGUGAUUCAUAUAAGGAGUUGCCGAAGUAUUUUUAUAUGUUGGAGCAAACAAAUUCAGGAACGGUUACAAAGUUGCACAAAUCAGAAGAUGGAUGCUUUCUUUAUGCAUAUGUUACGCUAUAUGCAUCUAUCAAGGGCUGGGAGCAUUGCAGACCGAUAAUGGUUGUUUCUGCAGUUUUUGGAAAAAUCCUUCCACUUGCGUAUGCAAUUAUGGAUUCAGAGAAUAACAAAUCUUGGGAGUGGUUCUUUGUCCAGAUAAAGGGUACUUUUGGAGUUAGGGAAGGGAUGUGUAUAGUUUCAUAUAGAAAUGAAAGCAUCUUCAAUGCCACAAAAGUUGUGUACCCAGAAGUACCACAUUGUAUUUGCAUGUUUCACUUGUGGCAGAAUGUAAAGCGCACAUUCAAGAAAAAUCACAAACAAUUGAAGGAUAUCUUCUUUGCUUUGGCAAGAGCUUACACGAUAGAGAAGUUUGAGUACCAUAUGACAGAGUUGUACAAAAUUGAUCCAAGGGUGCAGCCUUACUUGUUCGAAAUUGGGUACGAAAGGUGGUCUAGAGCAUAUUCCAAAGUGAAAAGGUCGAUGGUAAUGACUUCCAAUAUUGCAGAUUCAAUUAAUGCAGCUAACAAGGAUGCUAGAGAGUUACCAGUAAUGCGAUUGCUGGAGUACAUGACAAAUUUGCUACAACAGUGGAACAACAAAAACAGAAAAAGUGCAAUGGAGACAUCUACAGAGCUUGGCGAAAACAAACUCCUUCGGAAAAAUCUGAUUGCAUCGGAGCAAAUGACGGUGAGGCCUGCUACGAAUCAGUUAUAUACUGUGCUUGAAGGGGUAAGGAGAAACAUAGUGUGCCUUGAAGAGGGAACAUGCAGUUGCGGAAAAUUUCAAAUGGAUGAACUUCCAUGUCCGCAUGCUUGGGCUGUUUUGAAGAACCAGCAGCUGAAACCUGGCCAGUAUUGCUCUUUUUACUACAAGAAGGAUAAACUCCUUAGCACUUAUGGAUUUCCAGUGAAUCCGAUGCCAGAAGAGAGUUUAUGGGUAAUCCCAACAGAGGUGAUGGAAGAUGUGGUCCUACCACCUAAAGGGAGAAGGAAUGCAGGAAGGCCAAGAAAGGAAAGACUCAAGCCUGCUUCAGAGAAAGAGUCUAAGAGGGCAUUUUCGUGUUCUGUGUGUGGACAAGGUAGUCACAAUAGGAAAACAUGUAGGAAUCGACCAAAAUAA
Messenger RNA from Nicotiana attenuata, 2139 nucleotides. RefSeq lists its product as uncharacterized. Gene Ontology annotation, molecular function: zinc ion binding. The record is from RefSeq and is a predicted model, not a curated record. NCBI's taxonomy places the organism in Eukaryota, Viridiplantae, Streptophyta, Magnoliopsida, Solanales, Solanaceae. Bases 1 to 2139 code for a protein of 712 amino acids. The transcript is spliced from 6 exons.